This is a messenger RNA of Anthonomus grandis grandis, 4529 nucleotides long. It is a transcript of the gene stol, whose product is annotated as voltage-dependent calcium channel subunit alpha-2/delta-4. Gene Ontology annotation, molecular function: voltage-gated calcium channel activity. The transcript has 24 exons. Gene Ontology annotation, cellular component: voltage-gated calcium channel complex. The record is from RefSeq and is a predicted model, not a curated record. NCBI's taxonomy places the organism in Eukaryota, Metazoa, Arthropoda, Insecta, Coleoptera, Curculionidae. Bases 349 to 3930 code for a protein of 1193 amino acids.
AUUUUUUAAUCUUUCAACGCCCUAAGUUAACUAAGUAUAGUUUCUUAAUGCUUUAAAAAGAAAACAGCAAAGUAAAAUAGUGUGGGGCAGUGCUCAAAUAAAACUCCUGAAUAUAUAAGAGCGCGGCCGCGAGAAUAUCGACGUGAGAGAAGAAUAUGCGCUUUCUGUUACGCCGAUGUUGAGUCGCGUCGGGUGUGUACUACGCGCUAGCCAAAUUAAAAAUAUCACCCUUCUCCUGCAACCUCUAGCAAAAUUUUACUAUGAUCAGCCAAGCUCUGCGAAAUGUGUGAUUUAUAUAAAGUGAUAUUUUAUCAUAUUACCUAACUGUCUCAAUGGGACGAUCGUGAUAUGGUUUUUAUCGCACUCAUUUUACUGGCCCUGAUCGGGCCCGCGGCCCUAGAACAAGACGAGGAUAUUCCGCAUAAUGAGGUUAGAAAUUGGGCGAUAAAGUUUGGUGUUGGGCUAUGGGAAUAUGGUAAAAUGAAAACUAAAAUGAAUGAGCUUCAAAGAAAAUACAGAGAUGUCGAAACAGCUGUCAGUAGAAAAGAUGGCCUAAUAUUAAUAAGAGAAAUGGCAACGGAAGUUAAAAAUAUGAUGGAUUUUAAGAAAAGUGCAGUUUUACGAAUAAUGGACUCAGCAGAACAAGCCGCUUUGGCCUGGCGUUCGGAUAAUAAUUAUGCAGCUCCACGGUAUUAUAAUGCUGAACGAUUAAACACUUUCGCCCCUGACGGACGUCCUGCAGAUGGAACACGUGAACUGAUACUUACUCCCAAUCCACACUUUGAUCAUCUGCCUGUAAACGUUAGCAUAAGUACAGUUUUGACUCCUGUAGGUGUACAUGAUACAGAUCCUGAGGUAAGCGGUGCGAUUCAGUGGUCAGCGCAUUUGGAUCCAUUAUUUGUUAGCAACUAUGAGGGCGACCCGUCUUUAUCUUGGCAAUUUUUUGGCAGUUCUAAUGGAUUUUUACGUCGAUAUCCGGGAAUAGCUUGGCCUCCUGAGGAUAUAUCAACUUUACAAGAUUCCCAAUCGGUCAAAAGGCCGUAUGAUUUUCGGUCAUCUUCGUGGUAUAUUGGAGCCGCUACUUCCCCAAAAGAUAUUGUUGUACUGUUAGACACCUCUGGUUCAAUGAGUGGCCACAGAGCAAAUUUAGCUCGGGGUACAGUCGAAGCAAUAUUGGAUACUCUCACUGAUAAUGAUUUUGUAAAUGUAUUCCAAUUCUCUGAUAUAACCAAGGAAACUUUACCGUGCUUUAAGGAUCAGCUAGUUCAGGCAACUGAAGAAAACAUCGAUUGGCUCAAAAACUCUCUUGGAACCCUAAAGCAAGAAAAUAUUGCCAACUUUACAUCUGCACUGAUAACAGGAUUUGAGAUACUACAUAAGUAUAACCGCACCGGUCAGGGAUGCCAAUGCAACCAAGCAAUUAUGUUAAUUACCGAUGGUCCAUCUUCAACUUAUAAAGACAUAUUUAAGAUUUAUAAUUUUCCUCAUAGACCAGUACGUCUUUUUACGUAUUUAAUUGGAUCUGAAUCUGGAAGUGCAACUGAAAUGCACUGGAUGGCAUGUGAGAAUAAAGGAUACUACUCAAGAAUUGAAACAUACAACAACAUAAAUCAGGAGGUUCUUCACUACAUUGAGGUUAUGGCUCGGCCAAUGGUUAUGUAUCAAAACGACCAUCCAAUACAUUGGACACCAUCUUAUAUUGGAGGACGAGCUGAUAGUUUUUCCGAUGAUAAGGUUGGUCAGCUAAUGACAACAGUCUCAGCUCCGGUGUUUGAUCGAAGAAAUCAUUCGAUACGGCUGGCCAAUGUUCUUGGCGUAGUUGGCACGGACGUUUCAGUAGAUCAAAUUAAGAAACUUGUUCCACCUUACAAGCUUGGGGUAAAUGGAUAUUCAUUCAUAGUGGAUAAUAAUGGUCAUGUCCUUUAUCAUCCUAAUUUAAAAGCACUGAAAAAUAGUGACCAGUAUGAACAAACCCUUAAGCCUCAAUACCUCUCAGUUGAUCUUUCGGAAGUUGAACUGAUAGAAAACGAAAGCGGUCCUCGAGAGAACCAUAGUGCUCUACUCGAUCUCCGACAAGACAUGAUUAAUCAAAAAGAAGGAGAAACUGAGCUUACUUUAAAAGUGCACUAUGAUGAAAUGCGUCGUGUUACUACUAGGCGUUACAAGUACUUUUAUAAUCGUAUUGAAGGAACACCAUUCUCCUUAGGAUUGGCAAUUCCUGAAGGUUAUGGAAUGUUUGAAUUAUUAGCUGAACAAGAAAUAAAGCACAGUCAAAAAAAUGUUACAGAAUAUUUUAGAGGAAAUAAUUGGCGCGUUCAUCCAGACUGGGUGUACUGUGAAUAUACUAGUGGUACUUCAGGAGAGCAAUUUUUCAAAACAGCAGAAGACCGAGUUAAGCACUUUCUUUCACGGACACGUCGACCUGGAUGGAAGUGGAUGUCCUUACGGCCAAGAUCGUCUAGUUCUCAAAGGGAGCAUCACCAUUUUUCUGGAAAACAAGAUAAGGAUGCUUAUUAUUGCGAUAAAACACUACUUCAGUCUUUAGUGCUUGACGCUAUGGUAACGGAAAGUCUAGAAAAGCAUAGACCUCGAAUGGAAGAUAAGCACCCUAUUGGCACACUUUUGGUACAAUUACAAAGCCAAGGAUAUGAUAUUUAUGGAAGCAUUAUGUCUUUUGUCGCAACGAGAAGUGGGCUUCUUCGUUGGACCUUGUUCGCAAAUGCCACUGAAGAUCCUUCAUUUAGUCAACGAAAUGCCCGAGCUAUUGAUGAAUCCUGGUACAAAAGGGCUGUUGAUCAACAUUCGGUGGAACCAGAGAGUUUUGUAUUCUCUGUGCCAUUUGCUGAGGGUCAUCCUGGUGAGGCAGAAAAUCAUAGUAUUACGCUUACUGCAACGCAUGCUGUUUUCGUUGAGUCAAAAGGUCAUCGAGCUCCAGCCGCGGUGGUUGGACUUCAGUAUGCUCAUGCUUCUAUAGCUGCGCAUUUUCUAAACAUUACAUCGAAGUGUACGUCUACAUGCAAGAAAACCUGUGCUAGUGAUCAACUAGAUUGCUACGUCUUGGAUAAUAAUGGCUUUAUUAUUAUUUCUGAAAACAUCGAACAUACUGGCAGAUUUUUUGGCCAAAUCGAUGGAACAAUAAUGGAUUCAUUGGUACAGGAUCGGAUUUAUAAAAAAGUCUCUGUAUACGAUUAUCAAGGGUCUUGCUCAAAUAAUCGAAACUCUUUCACCGGAAAAGGCUCAAAAGUGCAGCUUGCAGCUCCAGUUCAAUAUACAUUUAAUUUUAUUUUUCAACUAUUGGUAGUCCUGGUCUCAAAGCUAGAAAAAGUAUAUGCUACAGCAUUUGCAUAUUCUCAAGAAGAAGAUGAAAUAAAUUAUGACUACGAUUAUCCUGGUGGGGAUGAAAUCAUAAAUAUUCAGAACCCCGUCCCUGCCCCUCCAGUGGAUUUCAUACCACCAUUUGAGUCGGAUCCUCUUGAAGGGGUGGAUCUUGGUCAGUGGGGCACUCGGUCUUGCGAUCGAAAAGUGGAACUUUAUGUUUUACAACCUGAAAGGCUUAAUACAAGUGGACAAAAUAAUCCUCUAAAAGGAAAACUAACAAACUGUCAUAUCACGGGAUGUGAGAGACCCUUUAGUGUCCAGAAGAUUCCACACAGCAAUCUUAUACUUUUGGUUGUGGAUACUAUGUGUCCUUGUGGAAGCAAGCAAUUAAGUAUUGCACCACAAGAACUUGCUUAUGAAGUUAAAGAUUCGAAUGGUUGUACGCAUCGCCCUCGACCUAGUCUUCAUCGAAACCGACCCUUAAAAUGUAUUAAUUAUCAUCCUGAGGAGAUAGAAAUUCACAUCUGCGGCAGCAGCGUAACAUUAAAAUAUGGUCGUAAUUUAAUGUUAAGUUUAGGUAUUAUUGUAUUGUUAAUUUCAUAUAUAACGUGAUUGGAAAUAAAUGUAAAAUAUUAGCUUUUAAAUACUCUCUGCAUUUAAGUAUGCUAAAUGUAAGAAGUAAAAUAGGUGCGUAAGUGCGUAUUAAGUUUUUUAUUUUAGCUAUAAAUCUUUACGGGCCUAUGAGAAAACAAAGAAGCACAUUUUUAUUAUAUUAUUAAAAUAAGUCUUAUUUAUUCAUAUGCCCAUUCAAUAUAAUAGCAAUUUUGUAAUAUCCUUAGUAAAUUAUACAUAUUAUAUACAUAUGAUAUAGUAGAUUUGUAUAAUGCUCAUAUCAUUUUUAAGAUUAGUUACAUGUUUAGAAAAUAUGGCGGAAUUUCAGUUUUAUAGGUAUCCACUGUUAAAUAUUUUGCCAAAUGUAUAUAUUUAAUAUUGAAGAUUCAUUUAAAAUGAAUUGUUUAGAAGAACCAGUAUUUUAUAAUGAAAUUAAGAUUUAUUGUAAGGGAAGAAUGGGGCGACAAUAAUAGGCUUGCAAUUUAAUUUUGUUUACAUUUUUGUGUAAUAUUUACCUAGCCAAUUACGUUAUUAGUAAUUGUAAAAUGUAAAUUAAAAUGACGAAACCUUUAAUAAACUGCAUAAAAAUGAAAUGUUUA